This is a messenger RNA of Tilletiopsis washingtonensis, 1211 nucleotides long. RefSeq names its product PTPLA-domain-containing protein. Gene Ontology annotation, molecular function: 3-hydroxyacyl-CoA dehydratase activity. The transcript has 3 exons. Gene Ontology annotation, biological process: fatty acid elongation; sphingolipid biosynthetic process; very long-chain fatty acid biosynthetic process. Lineage: Eukaryota; Fungi; Basidiomycota; Exobasidiomycetes; Entylomatales. The record is from RefSeq and is a predicted model, not a curated record. Gene Ontology annotation, cellular component: endoplasmic reticulum membrane. The coding region runs from base 36 to 884 and encodes 282 amino acids.
CUUCCGCCCCACCACCUCCUCCCACCUCAGCAUCCAUGGCGCCCUCGACGGCCUCCAAGAAGCGCGCCGCGCCUACCGGCCCGUCGCCGGCGGCGCGGCUCUGGCUCAUCGCCUACAACCUCGUCUCCUUCUUCCUCUGGGCCCUCGUCCUCAGCGUCACGCUCAAGCACCUGCUUCUGGGCCCGCAGACGGCCGCCGCGCCCACCCGCUUCGCCGAGCGCGUCCUCGAGCGGCUGCGGCCCCUACGCGGCGCCGUCUACACGCCGCGCCUGGCCGCCAGGCUGCCGGCGCCGCUGCGUGUGCUGCUGCAGCGCAGCAGCACGCUGCACGCCCACGUCGGCGGCCUCGUCGCCUUUACCCAGUCGCUCGCCGUGCUCGAGAUCCUCCACGCCGCCACGGGCCUCGUGCGCAGUCCCGUGCCCACGACGACGAUCCAGGUCUUCUCGCGCCUCCUCCUCGUCUGGGGCGUCUCGGAGCGCUUCGAUGCCGCCGCCUCGAGCCCCUUCUACGCCAGCAUGAUUCUCGCAUGGAGCAUCACCGAGUGUGUGCGCUACCCCUUCUACGCCGGAGGCCUGAUGGGCAGUGAGGGCGAGGGAUUGCUUUGGGCCCGCUACACGCUCUUCUACAUCCUCUACCCGCUCGGCGCUGGCUCAGAGGCGCAGCUCAUGUUUUCGACGCUGCCCAAGAACUGGUUCUGGCAGAAGGGAGCAGUGUGGGGUCCCGUCGACUACGUCUUCCUCGCGCUUUACGUCGCCUGGUGGCCCGGCCUGUACGUGAUGUACACGCACAUGAUGCGCCAGCGUCGUCGCGCGCUCGGCAAGGGUCUGUGGGGCGACAAGCGCACGCAGAUCAAGGUGGCGGAGAAGCAGCGCAAGGGGCAAUAAGAGGCUGCGGGGCCGGAGAGCAAGAGAGUGCACAAAGGGGGCUUGAGGGCGUGCAGGAGGGGAAACACGCCUUCGAUUGUGCGGCGGCGCAGCGCCAUGCUGCGUCUACUACGGGAAACAUGGCGCGCGCGAAGGAGCGAGAGCGUGCGGCAGGAGGCUGAGAAAAUGCGGCUCUGCUCUGCCUGCUACCGCAAUGGACGCACAUGCUUCACCGCACGAGCCAGAGACUGAGACUCGACUCGGCCAGGCCGCCUCUUUGUUUCGCGGGAGACGAUGUGAUUGCGGCGGUCAGCUGGGUGGUGCGUGGGAGGUACAUCGCAUGGCGUG